AAAAAUGUUGAUCUCGGAAGGAUCAAUGAUAGAAAGGAGUGUAGACGAAGAUCCUUCAACAAUCCUAACACGGUACGAAGCAACAGCGAUAGCCUCUGUCCUUGAGGAAUGCGUAGAUCAACUGGCUGUCUUACAGCAUGCCAUACCAGCAGAGAUCGAUGAUCGUUGGGACGAUAUCGUGAAACCUAUUAAGGAGAAAUAUGGUGCCUUGGAAGAACCCCAUAUAAUAAUCAGGGAGGAAACUAAUUUGCCACCAUUGAUAUUGUCGAAGGCAGCAAAACUUCAGAGAGACAGAACUUAUAUGUACAAGAUUCUAAAGAUGACUCUCGAUGAGAUCAAACGUUACCAAAAAUUCGACAUCCUCAAAGAAGAGGUAAAUGAUAUUAUGAAGAUGUUGGAGGACGAGUACAAUCUCAAAGAAACUUGUAUGUUCUGGGAGAAUCAAGUUAAUCAAUUACGACAAUUGAUCAAAGACGAAACGAACAAACAGGAACGUGAGAAAAGGCAAUUGCUGAAAUUGGCUCAAAUGACAAAAGCUAAAGUCGAUGAUACUGUGUACGAGAUGGCAUUGAAAAUGGGUUACGUAAACAAGUGGGAAAAUGCAAGAUUUACUCAGCAUUUGUUUAAACUUACAACGGAAGAGCAAAAUCUUUUGAAUGAAAUUGACGAAUAUAGAAAAAAGCAAAUCGUAGAGAAAAUUGUUACCGAAAAAAUAUGUGCUUACUAUCAAGAGAGUAUCAAAGAUAUGGAGAAUGAGAUGUUGACAUGGUCCAAUCGAUAUGACGACGAAAUCGAACAAAGACAACGAGAUAUAAACGAUUUGAAGGUAUUUUUUUGUCUUUUAUUUAAUAAAAAAUUUUUUUUCCUUUCUAAUCGUUUAUUUUCGUUCGUCGUAAAGACAAAAAUUGAAGAACAGAAACUUGAAAUUCAAGAUUUACGUAUUAUGAAAGACGAGAGACAGGCAUUUAUAGACGAGAAUCUAGCUGAGAUAAGGAGAUUGGAAGAAGAAGCUAAAUAUCAAGCGAUUCUCCAUCGUGCCGCUACAAUAAUUCAAGCAGCAAUAAGGGGAUAUUUUGUGAGACACGAAUUAGGCGAGUAUAAAAAUCUUCGAGCACAAUUACGUAAGAGGAAAAAAUUGGCUGCCGCGAAAAGGAGGAAAUUGGAAGCACAACGAAAGAAAUUGGAAGAGGAAGAAAUGAAGAAAUUGAAAGAUACUAGAUUAAAAACAGGCAAGAUUAAGUGAGAAUAGAAAAAGAUGAAGAAGAAGAAGAAGAACCGAAGGUUCAACGUUGGCGCUUCGAAGGAUUACAAAAAAAAAAAUAUAUAUAUACCACUAGGUAAUUCGAUGUUUGUCCGUAUUUAUCUGUAUAAAUUAUUCAAAUAUACUUUUAAACAAUGA
Molecule: messenger RNA, 1399 nt
Organism: Vespa velutina
Lineage: Eukaryota; Metazoa; Arthropoda; Insecta; Hymenoptera; Vespidae
Product: dynein regulatory complex protein 9-like
Exons: 3
Coding region: 5-1243 (412 amino acids)
Biological process (GO): cilium organization
Cellular component (GO): cytoplasm; motile cilium
Molecular function (GO): protein binding
Source: RefSeq, a predicted model, not a curated record